Messenger RNA from Asterias rubens (European starfish), 1354 nucleotides. RefSeq names its product putative N-acetylated-alpha-linked acidic dipeptidase. The record is from RefSeq and is a predicted model, not a curated record. NCBI's taxonomy places the organism in Eukaryota, Metazoa, Echinodermata, Asteroidea, Forcipulatida, Asteriidae. Gene Ontology annotation, molecular function: carboxypeptidase activity.
AUGGGGCUGAAAAAGAAAAUAUGGCAAGGGACCAUUCACACAACCAGGGAAACGCGGACGACAUACGACGUCAUUGGAUUCAUCGCGGGAAUUGAGCCAGAUCGUUAUGUAGUGGUUGGUAACCACCGUGAUGCCUGGGUCUAUGGGGCCGUUGAUCCAAGCAGUGGCACGGCAGCUUUUAUGGAGGUGUCUCGUGUGUUCGGAGAACUUAGAAAAGAAGGUUGGAAGCCUAGACGGUCCAUCUUGUUUGCAAGCUGGGGAUCCGAGGAGUAUGGUCUGUUAGGAUCAACCGAGUUCGUUGAGGAGUUUCAGCGGAUUCUUGCUGCGAGAGCUGUUGCAUACAUCAACGUGGAUGGAGCCGUCUCGGGUAACUACAGCCUGGGUGUGAAGACUACGCCAUUGCUUUACAAACCAAUCUGGGAAGCUUCCAAAAAGGUACCAGAUCCAGAGGACGUUGCUGCGUCUUUGUAUGACAGUUGGCGACAAAGACGUCCCGCCGAUGACACUGACCCUAACACACUGCCAGUGAUGAGCAAUUUGGGGGCAGGGAGUGACUUUGCCCCGUUUAUGUACCGUAUAGGAGUGCCAGCCGUUGAUCUACGGUAUUCUUAUGACAAGAAACUUGGUAUAUCGAGCUACCCCGUUUACCAUUCGGUCUAUGAGACCUUCUAUUACAUGAAGACCUUCCUUGAUUAUGGAUUCCUGAGGCACCAGGCUGUGGCCAGACUGUGGGCAGAAGUUGCACGUGAUCUAUCAGAGUCCGCCAUCUUGCCCUUCGACUGCAAUGAUUAUGCUAAUAAGAUUCGGGGAACAAUGGAUGACGUCAAGAGUGCUUACGAAUCUCAGAUGGCACUGAAAGGAAUAACAUUCGAAUACAUUGACUCUGCCCUGUCCAACUUCUCUUCGACUGCUGCAGAAUUUCAUAAAGUAAUUGAGCAAACUGACAACAAAGAUUUAAUGGCUGUCCGUCGUGUCAACGAUCAGUUGAUGCAAUUGGAGAGGGCAUUCAUCGACCCGCUUGGACUCCCAGACCGAAAGUUUCUAAGGCAUAUUGUGUUUGCCCCAAGCAGUAAUAACUACUACGCCGCCGAUGCCUUCCCAGGCAUCAUCGACGCCAUGUUUCGGAUCGAUGAAGAUCCCGAUCAGAAAUCACGCUGGGAGAUCGUGCGCCAACAAAUGGCAGUCACUACACAUGCUAUCCAAUCAGCGGUUAGCACACUGCAGGAUGUACUUGCAUUUGACGGGUAGCUUCUAUAAUGGGCGAGAUUUCACAAAUCACUCUAAGUUAAUCUUACGAUGAAUUGUAAAUAUUGCCUUCUUAAAACUUUCGCAUUGAUCUCUGUACCCCCCCCCC